Messenger RNA from Chanos chanos (milkfish), 1730 nucleotides. It is a transcript of the gene uhmk1, whose product is annotated as U2AF homology motif (UHM) kinase 1. The record is from RefSeq and is a predicted model, not a curated record. Bases 389 to 1684 code for a protein of 431 amino acids. Lineage: Eukaryota; Metazoa; Chordata; Actinopteri; Gonorynchiformes; Chanidae. Gene Ontology annotation, cellular component: neuronal ribonucleoprotein granule; nucleus. Gene Ontology annotation, molecular function: ATP binding; protein serine/threonine kinase activity; ribonucleoprotein complex binding. Gene Ontology annotation, biological process: peptidyl-serine phosphorylation; positive regulation of translational initiation; regulation of protein export from nucleus. The transcript has 8 exons.
CAACUACGCACCAAAUCAAGCGAAUCGGACACGUAAUCCACACUUUCAGUUUUGGCUCAUGGGGUGAAUGUUGUGCUUGCAGAGUUUAAAAUGGCUGUUGAACAAGUUUUGGUAACGGGCUAACAAAUGCUAUUUGCAAAGUUGCUGGAGGACUCAAUGCUCACCAGCUAGCUAAAACUACUUAGCAAACAUGUCAAACUUGAAAUAAAGUAAUCGCAAAGAAAAACCGAGCUAAUCGGCCUGACCUCUGGGCUGCUCAUAUGCACAAAUAUCUAAAUGAAAGGCUUAAAUGCAGCCGUUUUCUACAGAUGUCAGUAGUCGGUAAGUUAGCAAAGAUAGCUCUGCAUAUCUAGCAGCGGUACGAAGUCACCUGCCUGCGCAUAUAAUCAUGGCAUGCAGUUCUGAAUCAAGCGUGAAGUUUUCCAGCUCUGAUCUCAAUACAACAGCGAUGCCCCAAAUGUCCGGGCAUGUGGAACAAAACUUGCAACCUGUGCUGUUUCAAAUUUACGGAAAGAUAUGGAAUGUCCAGGCACGACUUGGGCAGGGCGUUUCGGCCUCUGUUUAUCGGGUCACCUCUGGUCAUGGAAGUUCGGCGGCUGUAAAGGAAUUUCAAGUCGAUCCCCAGGGGGGAGAUUAUGGCUACCUCAAAGAAAGUUCCGUGCUGGAAGACAUCCAGGGUCACAAAAACAUCGUGACGCUGUAUGGGGUGUUCACCAAUCACAGCCCGCUGGGCGUGGCCACGCGCUGCCUGCUGUUGGAGCUGUUGGAUGUUAGUGUAUCAGAGCUUCUGGUGAGAGCAAGAAAUCAGGGCCACUCCAUGUGGCUGAUCCAGCACUGUGCCCGGGAUGUUCUAGAAGCCCUUUGUUUCUUGCACCGCGAAGGCUACGUUCACGCAGACCUGAAGCCGCGAAACGUGCUCUGGAGUGCAGAUGACGAAUGCUUCAAGCUCAUUGACUUUGGACUCAGCUUCAAAGAGGGACACCAGGAUGUGAAGUACAUUCAGACGGACGGAUACCGGGCCCCAGAGGCGGAGCUGCAGAACUCGCUGGCCCAGGCUGGGCUGGAGGGGGACGCAGGCUGCACUGCGGCCGUGGACCUGUGGAGCCUGGGAAUCAUUCUGCUGGAGCUCUUCUCAGGGAUUAAACUGAAAGAAACAGUCAGAUCUCAGGAAUGGAAGGCCAACAGUGCUGCCAUCGUAGACCAUAUCUUCUCAAGCAAUGCCAUGGUUUACCCUGCAAUCCCUGUCUUUCACCUGAGAGACCUUAUCAAAAGCAUGCUUCACCAUGACCCUAAACUCCGUAGCACAGCUGAAGCUGCUCUCAUCAGCCCUUUCUUCAACAUUCCUUUUGCUCCUCACAUUGAAGACCUGGUUCUGCUGCCUACACCUGUUUUGAGAUUACUCAACGUCAUUGACGACAGUCACCUUCACAAUGAAGAAGAGUAUGAGGAUAUCAUAGAAGACAUGAGAGAAGAGUGUCAGAAAUACGGCUCAGUCGUCUCACUGCUGAUCCCCAAGGAGAAUCCAGGCAAAGGCCAGGUUUAUGUGGAGUAUGCAAAUGCUGGAGACUCCAAAGAAGCUCAGAGACUACUGACAGGCCGUACCUUCGACGGCAAAUUUGUGGUUGCCACCUUCUACCCGCUGAGUGCCUAUAAGAGAGGUUACCUUUAUCAGACCGUGCAGUAAAGCUCCACACUGCCCCCCUCUGGCACUGCAAAGCACAUCUCCCACU